AUGAUGCCAAAGAAUGAGGCCCGCAAGUACAGGGACGACUUCCUGGCGCAGCACGACGCCAAGCCCGCCAGCACGUUCUUGUACAACAUCACGGCAGCAAUACACGAAGGCGACAUGCCGGACCGUGCGACGGCGACGCAUGCAGAGGUCAUGCAGCUGUGGAUCGCGGCUGCCGGCAGCCUGCGGGCAGAUACCGCCAUAGAGCUCGUCUAUGACUACGGCAUGGACGCGGGCACCGUCCUCAAGGCGGUUGACGCCAAGGACCCCCCUCUUUUUAAGCAGCCUCUCGCACAAAUGUGUCCGGUCGUACUUCGCGAAUAA
Molecule: messenger RNA, 321 nt
Organism: Volvox carteri f. nagariensis
Lineage: Eukaryota; Viridiplantae; Chlorophyta; Chlorophyceae; Chlamydomonadales; Volvocaceae
Exons: 2
Coding region: 1-321 (106 amino acids)
Source: RefSeq, a predicted model, not a curated record